GCCUUAAAUGGUUUGUGUUUGAUUUGAGUGAAAGUCUUAUAAGGAGGAGAGCUGAGCAUCAGCUGCACAGUUUCAGACUUCUGUUCUUUUUAACUCCCCCACUGCAGCAUCUCUUCCAUCACUGCUGAGGUUUUGGCUUUCAGAGUCACCGUCAUGACUCCAGCUCUGCUCUUCAUCCUCAUCUUCGCAGUGGCAGAUGUCACUUUGAGUGCACCAGUUGACGAUUAUAAAAACGAUGAGUCAGUGGGUGAUUCUGAAAUCGUUCCAAGACUCAAAGCUGACUUCAACGCAGCUGUGCUGCGGGGUGACAUCGCAGUGCCGAACACUUUGAGCAGGAAUGCAGAUAAAUGCACCGAAAGAGGCUGCAAGUGGCCAAAAUCAGGAAGCUAUGUUUACGUGCCGUACUACAUCUCUAAAACUUUCUCUCAGGAAGAGCGUGAUGUCAUCAUCAGAGGAAUGCAAGGCUUCAACCAAUCCACCUGCAUCCGCCUCAUCCCAUGGAAGCCUGAGGAUCGUGAUUAUAUCUUCAUCGAGUCGAAGGAUGGGUGCUGGUCCUAUGUGGGCCGUCAGAAUGGGGGACAGUACUUGUCCCUGGAGAAAACAGGCUGCGUGCACAAUGAAGUUGUGCAGCAUGAAAUUCUUCAUGCUCUUGGCUUCGACCAUGAGCAGGUCCGGUCCGACCGAGACAGCUACGUCAGGAUCCUCUUUGACAACAUUAAACCCGAUUUUAAAUUUGCUUUCGAAAAGAAGGAGACGAACAACUUGGGGACUCCUUAUGACUUCACCUCUGUCAUGGAGUACAGGAAUGAUGCCUUCUCCAAAAAUGGAAAACCAACCAUCGUUGCCAAGUGUGAUCCAAACCUUAAGUUUGGAAAUUCAAAGAAAAUGAGUGCCAAUGACAUCAUCCGCAUCAACAAACUUUAUGAAUGCACAGGACUUCCUGGGUUGAAGAGGUCAGCCUCCAGGCCUAAACGUCCUAAAAAUUAACAACUUCCCUUCUAGACAUAAACGACAUGCAAUCAGAGAAAUAUAUCACAUCGUUUUAAUGGCUUUUAAUGCAUUUUCCUCUUUCAUAUUUCCUUUAUAUCAUCUAUUCUGUACAAAUUACUAUUAAAGCCAAAGCAUUUGCAUCA
Messenger RNA from Xiphophorus hellerii (green swordtail), 1133 nucleotides. Its product is annotated as high choriolytic enzyme 1-like. Bases 154 to 987 code for a protein of 277 amino acids. Lineage: Eukaryota; Metazoa; Chordata; Actinopteri; Cyprinodontiformes; Poeciliidae. Gene Ontology annotation, biological process: proteolysis. The transcript has 9 exons. The record is from RefSeq and is a predicted model, not a curated record. Gene Ontology annotation, molecular function: zinc ion binding; metalloendopeptidase activity.